ACAAAUUCAAGAUCUUGAGGUUUGUAUUUGUACAGAUCUUGAAGUUGAAAUGGCCUCUGCUGCUUCGGCUUCAAGCACUGGGUGCUUAGUUCGUUCACGCCUCCCACUCGGCGAAUGUCAGCAUCAUCGUAAUAACGGGAUUGCACUGUUUCCCCAGUUACCCAAACCCCUCAUCUCUCUUUCUUCUUCUUCCAAAGGUUCAAUCUUUUCUCUAUAGUUCUAAUCUAAGUUUUCAUCUUUCUGUGUAAUUUUGAUCUAGCGCUAAUUAAUUGAUUAAUUAACUAGCUGCUGCAAUUGUAAUUGCAAUUCCAACUGCAACUGCAAGUGAGAGGAAGGAGCGUUCCUCUUUUGCUCGAACUGCGGCUGUUCGGCAUCUGGUGGGUUCCGUUACCACAGCUUACGGCCUUCGUUUCGCAGUGGUUGUAGCACGGUUUAAUGAGAUUGUCACAAAGCCAAUGCUAGAGGGAGCCUUAACUACUUUCAACAAUUAUUCUGUUCAAGAAGAGGACAUUGAUGUGGUAUGGGUUCCUGGUAGCUUUGAGAUUGGUGUAGUUGCACAGAGGCUUGGAAGUUCGGGGAGAUAUCAUGCAGUUUUAUGCAUUGGAGCUGUGAUAAGAGGUGAUACAACGCACUACGAUGCUGUUGCUAAUUCAGCUGCAUCCAGAGUGCUUUCAGCUGGUUUAAAAUCAGGUGUUCCAUGCAUAUUCGGUGUCUUAACUUGUGAUAAUAUGGAGCAGGCUUUAAAUCGAGCUGGUGGUAAAUCUGGAAAUAAGGGUGCAAAGACUGCCUUGACAGCUAAUUAUAUGAUGAAGUACUUCAGAGAGGAUGAAUGAUGCUACUGGUGUCCCAGAAGUGUAAGCAUUUCUACACAUAAAAAGAUAUGAUGCAAUAUGUAGAAUAUGCUCAGAAAAACCAGCUUUCGAUCUACUCACCAGUAAGCUUUAUCUUCUUUUUGCUUUUCCUUCUGUAAUAUUUUUAGCCUUGUUCCUUUUCAUUGGCUAAUGUUUACACCAGGGAUGUGAAACCUCAACAACGUCCCUAAUAUCCUUUUAGUUAUGACCUCAGAAGUUGCUCCUAAUAAUCUUGUACUGGAGGCCUCAUUUAUAUAAUCUUAAUGAGAGGGGGGUCCAUAUGAAUAAUAGAUUGUUUGAAAUAUUGUGUUUUAGUUAGCCUUCAAAUUUCAGGACAGGUAAGUUGGGGUUUUCUUGUGAAACUACAAACUUUUGUCUUGUGUAUUUUGUUUCUUCAUGAUCAAAAGUCUGGUGCUUUGUCAUGAUCAAAAGUCUGGUACAUUGUAAUUCUUGCAACCUUGAGAGCCUUCACACUAUUGUCCAUAACAUAUCUAGAAAACAAACUUCCUUCAUAUUAUUAGUUCUAAUGUAUUUUGGAGGAGAGACUUGCAGUUGGCUUUCUGUUCUUUUGUUAAAACUGUUACUUUAGUAAACCUUUCCUCAAACUAAAUGAUAUGAUCCUUUUUUUUUUUUUUUUGGAUAACUAAAUAAUAUGAUAGCAGUUUUAUUUGUGGAAGGUCCUUGUGCAUGCAUUAGCUGACAUUGAUUUACAC
Messenger RNA from Rosa chinensis, 1564 nucleotides. Its product is annotated as 6,7-dimethyl-8-ribityllumazine synthase, chloroplastic. The transcript has 8 exons. Gene Ontology annotation, molecular function: 6,7-dimethyl-8-ribityllumazine synthase activity. Gene Ontology annotation, cellular component: riboflavin synthase complex; intracellular anatomical structure. The coding region runs from base 456 to 833 and encodes 125 amino acids. NCBI's taxonomy places the organism in Eukaryota, Viridiplantae, Streptophyta, Magnoliopsida, Rosales, Rosaceae. The record is from RefSeq and is a predicted model, not a curated record. Gene Ontology annotation, biological process: riboflavin biosynthetic process.